CACUAUAUCUCGCGUCCCCCAGGAAUUCGUCGAUAACUUCAUCGACGUCUUCUACAGGGAUCAUGUCUUCAUCCUUUACCUCAGGCGAAGGCGGCGGAGUAUUCUUAUCCAUCUAUUGGAAAAUUAUUAUUAAUCACAGAUUAUGGGAAUGCGCUUGGAUAGGAUGUACGAGAUGCUGAGGAAAAUAUUGAUCAAGUAAUACGGCUUCACGAGCAGCUUCAGAUCUUUUUGAAGGACAUUUUGUGCGAAAUCGGAAAUUGGUGAGAAAUUACGGCAGCAGGUUAUACACCUUUCUGUGAGAUAAACUGCAAGAAGGAUGAAGUUCACCAAUUUUGUAGGAAUUCUGUUCCUCUUUGAAGCUUGUUUGCUUAUUGAUGCAAUUGAUGCUUCCAAUACCUUACCUGUGAUAGUGAUUACCUGGAAUUAUACAACUGCAAUCGAGAAAGCAUGGGACGUGAUAUAUAAUCAGAAGAGAAGUGCUCUAGAUGCAAUAGAAGAAGGAUGCACUCUAUGUGAGGAGGAACAAUGCAGAAAGACUGUAGGAUUUGGUGGCAGUCCGGAUGAGGAUGGAGAAACUGCACUGGAUGCUAUGAUUAUGGAUGGAGUGACAAUGGAUGUAGGCGCAAUAGGAGGAUUGCGAAACGUAAAGAGUGCUAUUUCAGUGGCUCGCAAAGUGCUGCACUACACAAAACAUAGUUUAUUGGGCGGGGAACUGGGUACGGAGUUCGCCGUGAAGAUGGGAUUUAAGAAAGAAUCUUUAACGACAAAUGAAUCUUUGAAAAUGUGGACACAGUGGAAAGCAAAUAACUGUCAACCCAAUUUCUGGAAGAAUGUUGCACCAGAUCCAACAACCAGCUGCGGACCGUAUGCGCCGAAGAAUGUAGAAGAAGAAAAUGAUAAUUACGAAGAAUUGACAGGAAGCGAGGAAAAUCACGAUACGAUCGGUAUACUCGCAAUAGACUCGCAGGGACGUACGGCGGCCGGCACUUCCACAAACGGCGCCAACCAUAAAAUACCCGGCCGCAUCGGGGAUUCUCCUAUUCCAGGAGCUGGAGCAUACGCUGAUCAAAAUGUUGGCGCUGCGGCUGGUACUGGUGACGGGGAUAUUAUGAUGCGGUUUCUGCCGAGCUUUCUGGCUGUAGAGGAGAUGCGUCGUGGAGCAACACCAUUUGCAGCUGCCAGGACAGCGAUUAACAGGAUCAGCGAACACUAUCCCACAUUCUUCGGUGGGGUAAUCGCUUUGAACAAAAAGGGAGAAUUCGGUGCUGCAUGUAAUGGAAUGAAAGAGUUUCCAUUUUAUGUCGCAAAUCAUAUCUCGGGGCCAAAGUUACUUUCAACUGAAUGCAGUAAUUAUAAUCCACAUUGCUAUCAGGAAGGUGAAAACUGCUGAUUUGCAUUUACUAUUUUACUACUUUACAUUUAUUUUAUUUUAAGCUCAUUUACAUGUGUCUUGAUCCUCAUCCUCACCUUAUGUGUCUCCAGUUUUCCAAAACAAUAAAAUAAGAUGGAGAAUCAAUGCAUAGAGUUAUUAAAUAAUAUAAUAAGGUGAGCGUUUCUAUAAUGAUGUAAAUAUAUAAAUAUUAUAUAUUAGACUUAGCAAGCAUUUGUAUAAAUUUAGUACAAGUGUUAAAAGUGAUAUCAUAAUACAUUAUAAUAUAUAUAUAAGUAAAAAUAGAAUUACAAAUCCA
Nylanderia fulva is the source of this 1688-nucleotide messenger RNA. RefSeq names its product N(4)-(Beta-N-acetylglucosaminyl)-L-asparaginase-like. The record is from RefSeq and is a predicted model, not a curated record. Lineage: Eukaryota; Metazoa; Arthropoda; Insecta; Hymenoptera; Formicidae. Gene Ontology annotation, cellular component: cytoplasm; lysosome. Gene Ontology annotation, biological process: protein deglycosylation. Gene Ontology annotation, molecular function: N4-(beta-N-acetylglucosaminyl)-L-asparaginase activity.